AUGGCCACUUCGGUGGGGACAAUCCCAGCUGCUCUGUUGACUCCAACACCUACUUUCCAGCUGACAGCAAAUACCACCAGCAAAGGUGAGGAGAAUUGCGUCUUCAAUGAGGAGUUUAAAUUCAUCCUGCUGCCCGUGUCCUAUGGGUUUGUCUUUGUGGUGGGGCUACUGCUCAAUUCCUGGGCCUUGUGGAUGUUCAUCUGUAAGAUGAGGCCCUGGAACGCCACCACCACCUACAUGUUUAAUCUGGCUGUCUCAGACACUCUGUACGUGCUUUCUCUCCCCACCCUGGUCUAUUACUAUGCUGACCGCAACAACUGGCCCUUUGGGGAGGGACUCUGCAAGAUUGUGCGCUUCCUCUUCUAUGCCAACCUAUACUGUAGCAUACUCUUCCUCACCUGCAUCAGCGUGCACCGCUACGUGGGGAUCUGCCACCCCAUUCAAUCGCUCGGGUGGGUGAAGACCAAGCAUGCCCGCCUCAUCUGCGUGGGUGUGUGGUUCAUUGUCACCAUCUGCCUCAUACCCAACCUGAUCUUUGUCACCACCAGCACCAGCGGCAACAACACUCUUUGCCAUGACACCACCAAGCCCGAAGAGUUUGACCACUAUGUGCACUACAGCUCCUCAAUCAUGGCCCUCCUCUUUGGCAUCCCCUUUCUGGUGAUCGUUGUGUGCUACAGUCUGAUGGCUAAGAGGCUUUGGAAACCCAGCCUAUCCAGCUCCAACCAGAGCAUCCCCGUCUACAAGAAACGCUCUAUCAAGAUUAUCAUCAUUGUAAUCACAGUCUUUGCCAUCUGCUUCCUACCCUUCCACAUCACACGGACACUGUACUAUACUGCCAGGCUCUUCCAAGCCAACUGCAGGACCCUCAACAUCGUCAACUUCACCUACAAGAUCACACGGCCUCUGGCCAGCAUCAACAGCUGCAUAGACCCCAUCCUGUACUUCCUGGCUGGGGAUAAGUACAGGGGAAGGCUGCGUCGGGCUGCGCUCAAAAUGCCCAAAUCUGAGAACCCAUCUACUCUAGCCCUUGUCUCACAACUCAAGAAGAAUGGCUUCUCCACCUCCCGAGGUGCCAGCUACUCCAUCAAUGAUGCCUGA
This is a messenger RNA of Emys orbicularis (European pond turtle), 1101 nucleotides long. It is a transcript of the gene P2RY4, whose product is annotated as pyrimidinergic receptor P2Y4. The transcript has a single exon. Gene Ontology annotation, biological process: G protein-coupled receptor signaling pathway; transepithelial chloride transport. NCBI's taxonomy places the organism in Eukaryota, Metazoa, Chordata, Testudines, Emydidae. The record is from RefSeq and is a predicted model, not a curated record. Gene Ontology annotation, molecular function: G protein-coupled purinergic nucleotide receptor activity; G protein-coupled UTP receptor activity. The coding region runs from base 1 to 1101 and encodes 366 amino acids. Gene Ontology annotation, cellular component: plasma membrane.